CUCUCUCUCUCUGUGUGUUUCUCUCUCAUCAUUUCCUUCAUUCAUGGCUUUUCUUCAAUAUUAUCAUCAAUUUCCACUUCUUUUACUCUUUUUCUUCUUGUUGUUCAUCUCUUUAUCACAUUCUUCACCUAUGUCCAUUCAUGAUCUCCUAAAAUCCAAAGGCUUACCAUAUGGUCUUCUCCCAAAAGAAGUAAAAUCUUAUAAUUACUCAUCAAAUAAUGGGCUUCUUGAAGUUUAUUUGGAUGGGCCUUGUUUGACUAAGUUUGAUACAAUAGCCUUUUAUGAGAGUUAUUUGAAAGCUAAUCUUACUUAUGGUAGCCUUAAUGGUGUUCAUGGACUUUUACAAGAAGAGUUAUUUGUGUGGCUACCAGUUAAAGGAAUUAUUGUUGAUGAUAUAAAUUCUGGGAUUAUACUUUUUGAUAUUGGAUUGGCUCAUAAACAACUUUCACUUUCACUUUUUGAAGAUCCACCACAUUGUAAUCCAAAUGGAAUUCUGAAAAAGAAUACUGGAACAAGACAGAGAUUUGAAGCACAAAGAAAGAAAAUGUUGUCUUGUGACUAAAAUAUUUACUUAUAAUAAUAGUUGUUGUGUUUUUAAUCCGAGGUUCGGUAUCUAUUUUGGAGUCUGACUAAUUCAGACUUCAUAUCAUGACUAAUACUUGAAACUUCUGAUUAAGAAUAACGGAAUGUUUACUUGUGGUAGUGUACUAGCACAUAUUAGUUUCUUGAAAUUGUAGGAUAAGAGUCUCUAUUUAAAUGGAGGGCUGUAGAGAUA
Messenger RNA from Solanum dulcamara, 775 nucleotides. RefSeq lists its product as uncharacterized. The transcript has 2 exons. NCBI's taxonomy places the organism in Eukaryota, Viridiplantae, Streptophyta, Magnoliopsida, Solanales, Solanaceae. The record is from RefSeq and is a predicted model, not a curated record. The coding region runs from base 44 to 562 and encodes 172 amino acids.